CUGAUGGAAGUAGGAGAAGAUGAAAUUGACCAAAUAAGUAGUAUGAGGGACCCAAAUGAGCAUCAGGGAGACCUUGGAUGCGAGCUAACGGCACUCCGGGUGCGAGCGUGGACUUGAGGCGGCGCCACUGGACGGAUGGCUGAGCAGGCCUCACGCAUUAGCCGGGAGUUGGAUGGGCCGACGGUUCUGUCCUAAACUUGGAUUCAUGGAGCUCCCACACGUGAGAGGGACUUGAUCCCGGGGGCCAGGGAUGGCCUCCCAGAGCCCCUCCCCCUCCCAGCCUGUCAUCCUCCCGACAGAAGAGGAACCGUACUGACCACACUGGUUCCCUAACAUUUCCUCAAGAAUGUCCCUUGCCAUUGGGCAGAUGUCAGCCAGAGCAGGAGCUCAGCUCUGCUAAAUGUCAUCGUGGUACGUCAGGUGGCCCUGGGAGUGGCAAAGAGAACGAGCAGGUUGUAGGCCAGCACUAGGAAUCAAAAGUAAAGGAGUUCUACAAGCCAGGGAGGGCUUGGAGGCCAAGAAGCAAAGGACAUGACCAUUGGGGCGGUCAGGGCCACUGGAUACUAGCCGUUGAGAGUUGGGACUGAGGAUUUUCAGCCGAUGAGGUCCUAGGAGGUUCAAGCACCAUUGCGCCUCGAUCCUGGACAGGUGGUUUGGGGAGCACACUAACAGGCCCCAGGUCUCCCUCUAGGGCAGGAUGGCCCAGGAUCUCAGUGAAAAAGAGCUGCUGAGGAUGGAAGUGGAGCAGCUGAAGAAGGAAGUGAAGAACCCACGUGACCCGAUUUCCAAGACAGGGAAGGAAAUCAAGGAUUACGUAGAGGCCCAAGCAGGGACGGACCCUCUUCUCAAAGGCAUCCCAGAUGACAAGAAUCCCUUCAAGGAGAAAGGCGCUUGUAUGAUAAGCUGAUGGUCUGGAGCACACACACCCCCUUCUCUGUCCCUCCUCAGCCAGGCCCACGUGUUCCCGGAUACCCAGGGACUAGUGCUUACCUCCUCUUCCACAUAAAACGAGUAAAGAUACUGGAAAAGACCAACAAACAAAAA
Meriones unguiculatus (Mongolian gerbil) is the source of this 1044-nucleotide messenger RNA. RefSeq names its product G protein subunit gamma transducin 2 (gene Gngt2). Lineage: Eukaryota; Metazoa; Chordata; Mammalia; Rodentia; Muridae. Gene Ontology annotation, biological process: G protein-coupled receptor signaling pathway. The record is from RefSeq and is a predicted model, not a curated record. Gene Ontology annotation, cellular component: heterotrimeric G-protein complex. The transcript is spliced from 4 exons. The coding region runs from base 698 to 907 and encodes 69 amino acids. Gene Ontology annotation, molecular function: G-protein beta-subunit binding.